AACGAGCGUCCUUCCAAGGACAGUUGAAAAGCACCAAUUGUGAGAUGUUUUUACUAGUACCCUCUUAUUUCCCUCUUUCAAUCCUUGUCACGGCGGAGACAUUCCUCAUUCAUCCUUCUAACUACGAGUCUCUUCUCUAUCACAGAACUACAGUCUAGUCGGUAGUACUUUCUCUAUUUCAGUCUGCCAAUACCUGGCAACCAACAAAAAUGCCAUCUCCGCUGGCGGUAUCUCCUUCAAAUAGGACCGACUCGCUGGACAGUCGUCGCGGUACUUCACCUAUGUCUUCCAAUUCCUUCAUCAUGCCUUCUUAUCCAGCAGUUCAUUUCGAGGGAAUGUUGCGUCAGUUUCGCAAGUUGUCCGUUCCCUCAUGUAAUUCCUCCCUAUCCCAAUCCGUGAAUUAUCCGCUGGUACACCUGGAGUCAGUCGGACCUAAUUGUAUUCCUCGAUCGGCUAAUUCUCAGCCGCCCUCACCCCUUGCCUGCCUGGGCGCUCCGUUUAUCCCUGUGUCCUGCCAGAUGUCAAACGAUUUAGACACUGGUAUUCCAGCGUAUCACCGCUUUCACAACGACUCCCAUUUGAAUUUGUCUCCAACAUCCUCAGGGAGCAGUGAGGGACUGUCCUUGCCAUCGUGCGAGUUCCCUGCCAGUCGUUCAUUGUUCGAGCAAUUCAGAACUACACGAUCGCGCGUCCUCCUUCUCCAGAAAGAUCGUCGUUGGCCAUUGCCAUCGUUUGUGUCGUUCUUUACAGAGGGACGAGAUCGACGCGCUUUUGUCAGACCGCCCAUGUCUAUGUGGGUCGCGAAUGAGUGCAUUGAGCCAAACGACGUUUGGGCGAUAUUUCAGUCACACGAGGAUGCCUGCACAGCACUUUCUCUCUCUCACCCCUCCAUCACCAUCACCCCUGCUCUUCAGGGCGAUUUGGAACCUUUUGAUAGAUUGCGCAGAGUUGAUUCAUUGUUGAAGAAUUCUACUGCGAUUUCAUAUCCUACUGGUCUCCGCAUGUCCCUGUCAACACCUGACCUUCAUAAAUGCGUACAGAUUGGGACGCCCGCAUUCCCGCAGACUAUCGGGGCACCAAAUGAUGACUUUGUCAUCUCCAGCAACCCGCCCAAUCCGCGGACAACAUUCAGGCUGGGUGAUUGGAUAUGUAAUUCGCCCAACUGCGCGGCUCACAACUUUGGGCGUAAUUUAGCUUGCAGAGGUUGUGGAUGUCCGCGUUCUGAGAACCCACCCUCAACGAUGCAGCGACAAGGGUCUUGCGGGCCACCCACGUCGCGUCUUCCAGUAUCACCCCGCUUCGUCAAUUCAUCCGGACACACGCCCAUGCCGCAAAGCAGUCUUUCUCCAUCAGUUACCUCUCCUAUUUACUCCAGCGCCGGUCAUAACGUGCGUCAUGCACCCCCGCCUAUCCAGCCGAGCAUGAUGAGUGCAAAGCCCCCCUCUCCUGCACACCCUCUCCUCACUCCGUCUGGUCGUUCUUUUGCGGUGGGAGGUAAGGUGCAAAAUGUCUCUUCGGACCCGUUAUCGCCGUGCGUCAUGUAUUGGCCGGACAACGAAUCAUUCCCAGAACAGGGUCAGAUUCGACCAAGCAGCUUGAUGGUUGUUCCACAGCCCCCGAUCCUGAACACUGGUAAUCGUGGGCCUAUCGAACAUCAGCCUGGUGAUUGGAUUUGUCAAAAGUGCAAUUAUCUGAAUUGGAGACGCCGUAAAGUUUGCCAGACUUGUUUUCCUUAUGCUGAAGGAAACGGCGAUUCCAUCUCCGCUGCUGUGCAAGCGGAGCGCAUCAACUUACUCACGUCGCUCCUCGCGCAGAACCAACUUCCGCUCGCGAGUGGUCCCCCAUCCCUUUCAUCUCAAGCUCCCCGGUCUCAUUCCAUGACACCCCCGCAGCGCCGUCGUAUGUUCAUGGACAACGUUCCUCAGAAUCAGGUACCAUACCGAUCCCGCUCGCAUUCUAAUUUCGACGCGGGCGCACAAUAUUCAGACUCUCAAUUCAUCUAUGAAACGUCCGCUCCCCGUCGUACCUCCCCGUCUUCGUUCCCAAGCCUUGGUGAUCCCGAGGACUAUCUUCCCUCCAAUGUCCCCGCUCCUUUACUUCCGUCUUUCUUGCAGGAUAUCGUGCAAUCUCCCACCCUGUCUCCGAGUUCUACGUCAUCCACCGACCUCUCCCCAGAGGAUUAUGACGAUAGUUUCUCCUCGGAACGCUCAUCAUUUGGGAAGGAUCGCAUUGUCACGAACGAUUCUUCGUCGAACCUGCCUGUUAGCAACAUCUGGAAGCUAAACGACGAGGAAACGAAGGGUAUCGCGGGCGUUGCAUUGCCCAACAUUGGCUUGAUAGGGAGUAGGAAAAGUAGCCACGAGGCGUUGCGUCGCCAACCUAAUUCGCCUUGAUUUCACCACGUAUAUAUAUUAAGCAUAGGGAAGGAUACCGACAAGCAAAGUCAAGUGCGGACACCACAGGUCUCCACGGAUGGACAUGCGGACAGCGUCCUGGGUAUUGUACGGAGAAUACGGCUAGAGUGAUAUUCCUGGUAUUUUUAUUUGUUCUUCCCCUAGUGCUGGCUCAUAUGACGGACUGCUUGCUUUGACGCAAGACGUCCUCGCGCAUUUUUCUGCUUCAUCUUCGCACUUUCAAGUUGGAUCUCGCAAUCGUACCAGCAUAUUCUGCAUAUUGUUUAUCUUGGUCAUUUAUUUUAUCUUGGAGUUCUUAUGCCUCCCUUAUGUACUCCUGCAUAGUCUAAUUGUGUUCGUAAAAGUUUGCAAUAGUACCAACGUGUUCACCAGUUAUAGGAGUUGACUUAACAAUGUUUGUAUA
This is a messenger RNA of Suillus subalutaceus, 2817 nucleotides long. RefSeq lists its product as uncharacterized. Lineage: Eukaryota; Fungi; Basidiomycota; Agaricomycetes; Boletales; Suillaceae. The record is from RefSeq and is a predicted model, not a curated record. Gene Ontology annotation, biological process: regulation of DNA-templated transcription. The transcript is spliced from 11 exons. Gene Ontology annotation, molecular function: transcription coregulator activity; RNA binding. The coding region runs from base 210 to 2393 and encodes 727 amino acids. Gene Ontology annotation, cellular component: nucleus.